AUGUUUGGCAUUUCAUAUGGUGCGUUUUUCAUCUCUCGCCAGCGUUCGCUGUUACCGGUAGAAAGUGGAACCAGACUUACUAGGAUGGUUCAAAUCACGCGAAAGCGGUCAUGGCUUUUGAAUCUCCUCAAGUUCGGGUGGUUGGGUACAGAUGGAGUCGCCGCCCGGCUGUACGGCAUAACAGCGUGCGUGCUGUUGGAGGAUGUCGCCCCCAUAAUUCGGCGAUAUCAAUCAAGCACGUCUCUGGGGUACGCUCCACUCCGCCGGGCCACCCAUGGAAUGCCAAGAUGGUACGACGAAACCUCGUCGUCCUUAUCCACAUAG
This is a messenger RNA of Pyricularia oryzae 70-15, 324 nucleotides long. RefSeq lists its product as uncharacterized. The transcript has 2 exons. The coding region runs from base 1 to 324 and encodes 107 amino acids. NCBI's taxonomy places the organism in Eukaryota, Fungi, Ascomycota, Sordariomycetes, Magnaporthales, Pyriculariaceae. The record is from RefSeq and is a predicted model, not a curated record.